CUCUUUGUGGCCGUGUUGCGCAUGGCGAAUAGCCCGCGCAGACCAGCAGCGUCAGUACAGAGCGUCCACAGAGAAUGGGUGGAAACCGCCGCACAGAACCCAGAGGCGAUCUCUUGGAUCUGGAAGUCUGUGGCGUGCAUGGCCAUAGCUUCAAUCUCCGUGUGUCAGAGAGCAUCACGGGAAAGGACCUCCUCGAGAUGGUGCGAAACCAUUUGCCAGCCAAGCCCGGCGCUGCUUUGUCACUGCUGUGGAAUGAGCAAAAGCUCUCGUUGACGAGAACCUUGAGAGAGGAAGGUCUUUGGAAGUCUCCGGUCGUCAGCUACGUCUUUGCACGCGCCUGCAUGCUGAAGGCUUGGAAGGCUCUGAAGAGGGGCUUUGAAGACUCUGGUGAGGAAAGUUUGGAAGGACUUACUGCAGUCUACUAUGAGGGAAAGCACCUGGAGUUCUUUUUGAAUCAGGUGCAACCCUCUGGAACCUUGGAGCGGAUCGUCUUUGAACAUUUUGAUCGAAGUUUGAAGAACAUCAUGUUUCCCAAGAAUCUUCAAAGUUUGACCUUCAGCUACAACUUCAACCGUUCCUUGCGCAACGUGAAGUUUCCCAAGGGACUGAAGCAUCUCACCUUCGGCUCGGAUUUCAACCAACCUUUGGAACGAGUGCAGCUGCCGAGCACGCUGCAGAGCUUGUCUUUCGGCGAAGAGUUUGACCAGAGCUUGGAGUUUGUACACCUGCCGAAGCUUCAAAGUUUAACCUUCGGUUUGAGCUUCGAUCAGCCCCUUGACCGAGUGCGCCUGCCGAGGACGUUGCAACGUCUCACGCUGGGGCGGAACUUCAACUUCCCCUUGCAACGCGUGAAGUUGCCGCAGCUGGAGUACUUGGAGUUUGGGGAGCUGUUCAAUCAGAACAUGGACCAUGUGCAAUUGCCCAGUAGCAUUCAGAAGCUGGUCUUUGGCAGUACCUUCAACCAACGCUUGGAUCGUUUGGUGCUGCCCCAGAGUCUGCAGCGCUUGGUCUUCGGGAGCCAAUACAACAAGAGCUUGGAGGGCGUGAUCUUCCCACAAGCUCUUCGUGAACUGGUCUUCGCCGACAUGUUCAAUCAGAGUUUCAAGAACGUAACUCUUCCGGAGAAUUUGGAAGAGUUAAGAUUGGGCCAUCGCUACAAUCGGAGCUUGGAGGGUGUGCAGCUGCCCCGCAAGCUCAAGACCUUGAUCUUCGGCGAGGAGUUCAACCAAAGUAUGGAGAGUGUGAUCCUUCCGAGCACUCUCCAAGCGUUGACCUUCGCUGGAGCCUUCAAUCAGAGCUUGGAAGCCUGCGAGCUGCCCAGCGGCUUGCGAAGUCUCUCCUUCGGCUCCGACUUCAGCCAAAGCUUGCGGAACGUCGCACUUCCGCGUGCCCUGGAGCGUUUGAGCUUGGGAAGCCGCUUCUACGAGAGCUUCGAAGGUCUGAAGUUCCCCAAGGGCCUGCAGCACCUGGGCGUGAGCCCACUGUACAGCCACAGCUUUGAACAUGUGGAGCUGCCCAGAGGUCUUUGGGUGCUGCCUUAUGGCGAGGGGCAGGUAGUGAGCAACUCCACUCAUUUGAUCUUUCCCGACAUCUUUGACGAGUGCUUGGAUGGUGUGCAGCUUCCGAGCCAUUCGACGUCCUUGACCUUCGGGCGGUUCUUCAAUCACAGCUUGCAGAGGGUGCACCUCCCUGCGGGUCUCCUAUCCUUAAGUUUUGGGCAUGAGUUCAACCAAAGCCUCAAGUACGUGAACCUCCCUGAUGGCUUGCAGAGCUUGAGCUUUGGUGGGUCGUUCAACCAAAGCCUCGUGGAGGUGAAGCUCCCUCGAGCACUGGAAAGCUUGAAGUUCGGCCGCGACUUUGAUCAAAGCCUGAAGCAUGUCACUUUCCCCACAGGCCUGCGGCAUCUCACCUUUGGUGCCUACUUUGAUCAGCCCUUGGAGGAGGUGGACUUUCCAGAGAGUCUGGAAACCUUGAUCGUCGGAAAGAAGUUCAGCCAGAGCUUGGAGAAUUUGACGCUGCCUGGAAGUCUUCGCUACUUGAGCUGUCAAGGCUUAAUCGUCGAGAGCGAAUGAGCACGUUUUGAGGAGCUGUGCAUGGAGCUUGAGGAGCUGGCGCGAAUCGACAGCGGCACCGUGCAUGCGUUCAACGCCCGGUUUUCGGGGCAGCGUGGGUGAAGCUCUGCUGGGCAGCUUUGUCAAGCUGUUAAGCUUUCAGAAUAGGUAUCAUUCUGAAGAGGGGUGUCAUUGCAUGAAGGUGAAUUUAUCCUUGAUGAAUGACCGCCUACUCACAAAGCUCUUGCCCAUACAGGCGCACAUCGGAAUUGCUUUGACAUUCUGCACUUGCCCUUUUGUCAAAUAAGCAAAGGGACCUUGAUGCAUCGUCGUGCUUCUCAAGACACGGUGAC
This is a messenger RNA of Durusdinium trenchii, 2404 nucleotides long. Lineage: Eukaryota; Dinophyceae; Suessiales; Symbiodiniaceae. The record is from the annotation of a GenBank genome assembly.